CGCUGACACUAAGUUUUCCUUCUGACCUUCUCCGUACUAGCGGCGUAUACCAUUCUCGUACUAGCUUCGUCCUAUCAGCAUGGAGUGUCUAGCAACGAGCUACGGCGUUGUGACAGCAGCGGCAAUCAAAUCUGUGUGGACGGAACUUGACAGUGCGGACAAAGAACUCACCGUAUUGCGUGCAGUCACCCUUCCAGACUGGGACGCCUAUCGCGCUCACCGUGGACGGCAACCAGAUUCUGAUGAACAAGCUAUACUCACCUUGGCAGUAAGCGAGAACAACAGCUUUGCCGACUGUCGUAGGCUUGAGGAGCGCCGAAACGAGCUGACCCAGAACAUCGACCUCUUACAAUCAUGCUUCGAGCGGCUUUGGGUACCAGCCAUCUGCGGAAAAGUAUACAACACCUUUCCUCGGGAGAUACGGGAUAUGAUCUAUAAUGAGCUCCACCAUGAUACUCGCGCCCAGACGGGCACCGUUUUCCAUCCUGACGAGGAUGCUGGCGACUUCCAAAGAGCAUAUUUCAAUCAAAACCUUGUUGGCGCGGCUGUAGCACGAGAGAUAGCAGAGUCUCGGUACACAUACGUUACCUUCAAGCCUGAUAGAUUCCCUGCUAUCAACUUGGACGACUAUCUAAGUCGGGAUAGAUGGGGCUUGGAUUUCGAGCCUUCCAAGGUCAUCCGCCAUGUUCACAUCACGCUCACCGAUACACUCAUCUCCAACCUGUCAAUCCGGGCCAAACUAGGGGCUUUUCGGCGUCUCAACACACGGCAGAUUCUGCACAUUCAUAUCAUCACACCGCCUUGUCCGUGGUCGCUCUGGCAUGGCGCCGCUCCAGCGCCUUCCGGAGGCCCGCACGGCUGUCGACCCCCAUGGACCGUAAUACAAGUGAAUCAAUUCAUGAGAAGCCUUGAAGACUUCGGUGCUGCGCUCCAGACCCUCGAGCUUUCAGGCCCGCGCGUACUCAUUACGCACCAUGACGGAUCCAUCACUACCACGCUGCACAAACACGACCUGCAGCUUCCUUGGGGUAUGUGGAUAUCUGGGCUGCGAGAUUGGAAGGAUAAGAGGAGCGCCGGAUGGCUGGGCACGUCGUGCGACUCCUGUGGCGCUUGCAGUUGAGCGACAGAGCAUUAGCGACGACGACGGAGAUGACGAGGGCAGCUUCUGAUGCUCGGUAUAGACAGACACGGUAUCGUGGACACCCAUCAUGAUUGACCCGGUGGUAUGCUUGCUUUACUGAUGGGACAAACACGUAUAGUCGUUGUCAAAACAUGCGGACCACCCCCACUGUCAUGGCGCUACGUCUAAAGACACCAUAUUCUUCUAGCGGUCGGGGAUGGAAUGGAGUAGGCUUCUCUUCACGAUUUCUGAGCUUGCCACUGUGU
Molecule: messenger RNA, 1386 nt
Organism: Boeremia exigua
Lineage: Eukaryota; Fungi; Ascomycota; Dothideomycetes; Pleosporales; Didymellaceae
Exons: 3
Coding region: 80-1120 (346 amino acids)
Source: RefSeq, a predicted model, not a curated record